Theobroma cacao (cacao) is the source of this 1965-nucleotide messenger RNA. Its product is annotated as putative serine/threonine-protein kinase PBL18. Gene Ontology annotation, molecular function: protein kinase activity; ATP binding. Gene Ontology annotation, biological process: protein phosphorylation. Lineage: Eukaryota; Viridiplantae; Streptophyta; Magnoliopsida; Malvales; Malvaceae. The record is from RefSeq and is a predicted model, not a curated record.
GUAUCAAAAACACUAAAAAGCAAUUGUAUUAAAAAAAGAAACCUCGUUUUUCUCUGCCUUAAUGUUCAUUUUCCUUGAAGAGAACGAGAAGAAGCAGAGCCCUCUCCACCAGAUCACGUUAGCAUGGUCCAGGCACCAUCUUUUUAAGGCUUUUAGACAAACAGACACACAGAAUAUUAGCAUUCUUUUUCUUUUUUGGCUUCCAUUGUUUCUUCUCUUGUUUAGCAUUUGAAUUUAAGGAAAGGGAGAUAGUGACAUGGGCAAUUGCUUUCGAACUCGUUCGAAAGUGGACAACUCUCUGAGCUCUCAGGCAACUUCGGGAGCUUCAAAACUUCCAAAUAGAGAAAAUUUUUCUGCUUCUUCAAGUGUGAUUAAAGCUGAUAGUGGAAAAAGUGUACCUGGAAGUCUCUCUGCUGCAAAAACUGAAAGUGAUAUAUUGUCAUCCCCCCAUCUGAAAGCAUUCACAUUUACUGAGCUCAAAAAUGCUACUAGAAACUUUCGUUUAGACAAUCUCAUUGGGGAAGGUGGGUUUGGUUAUGUUUACAAAGGGUGGAUGGUUGAGCAAACCCUUGUAGCUGCAAGGCCUGGAUAUGGAAUGGUUGUUGCUGUGAAGAAGCUUAAACCUGAAGGGUUUCAGGGUCAUAAGGAGUGGCUGAGUGAAGUUAAUUACCUUGGUCAGCUUCAUCAUCCAAAUCUGGUCAAACUUAUUGGAUAUUGCUUGGAAGAGGAAAAUAGGCUUUUGGUCUAUGAGUAUCUAUCCAAAGGCAGCUUGGAGAAUCAUCUUUUCAGAAGGGGUGCUCGACCACUUUCAUGGGCUAUAAGGAUCAGGGUUGCCAUAGAUACUGCUAGAGGCCUUUCCUUCUUACAUGAUUCUGAACAACCAGUUAUAUACCGAGACUUUAAGGCAUCAAAUAUCCUACUAGAUUCGGAGUUCAAUGCCAAACUUUCAGACUUUGGCUUGGCAAAAGCAGGCCCUGUUGGUGAGAAUUCUCAUGUUUCUACUCAAGUCCUGGGUACUCAAGGAUAUGCUGCCCCGGAAUAUAUUGCUACAGGUCGGCUAACUGCAAGGUGUGAUGUCUACAGCUUUGGAGUUGUGUUACUGGAACUGCUUUCAGGGCGCCGUGCUGUUGAUACAACAAAAAUUGGAGUGGAGGAGAAUCUAGUGGAUUGGGCAAAACCCUAUUUGAGUGAUAGGCGCAAGUUAUUCCGAAUUAUGGAUAUCAAGUUACAGGGUCAGUACCCUCAGAGAGCAGCUUAUACUGUUGCCCUCCUUGCAUUACAGUGUAUAAGUGAAGCCAAGGUCCGACCACGAAUGGCUGAUGUUUUGUCUGCCCUAGAACAGCUUCCUACCCUUUCUUCCCCAAGAGUUGUUCACGCCGCCCCACAGUCAGAGGCACAAGCAGUAGCUAGUCCUAUACCAAAGUCCCCAUUGAGAAAAAGUUAUCCUACCUCACCUGCCAAUAUGCCCUACAGAGGCUCUUCACUGCCAGUUGAAACGAAAUCUUCUAGCCAUGUGAAAUCCCCACAGGAACGGCAGUCAUUUGAAACGAAAUCUGCUCACAAUGUUAAAUCCUCUCAGGAACUACAGCAAUUCGAAAUGAAAUCUCCCAGCCUUGUGAAAUCCCCUCAGGAAGAAUUGUCAUCUGAAAUGAGAUCCCCUCGCCAUGUGAAAUCACUGCCAUCUGGAAAGAAAUCCCCUCACCAUUUGUAAUCUCCACAGAGAUAAUGAGCCUGGUACAGUUUUCCCUCCAGCGUCUCACCGUAUAUCCCCUUUCUCCCUUGUUGUCACCCUUUAGAUGGUAUUUUGUUCAAUGUAAAAAAAAAAGAAACAAGAGGUAGUAGUAUCUCGCGGCAAAUUUUGUGGUUUUAAGCAAAUCCUAUAGAGACAGAGAUCUUUGGAUUGUACAGAAAAUAUGCCAUCAAAUUUUGUCAUCACCAUAAGUGCAAGUUUUCAUUCACUGCUCA